Messenger RNA from Taeniopygia guttata (zebra finch), 4341 nucleotides. It is a transcript of the gene PUS10, whose product is annotated as pseudouridine synthase 10. Gene Ontology annotation, molecular function: pseudouridine synthase activity; RNA binding. Lineage: Eukaryota; Metazoa; Chordata; Aves; Passeriformes; Estrildidae. Gene Ontology annotation, biological process: tRNA pseudouridine synthesis. The record is from RefSeq and is a predicted model, not a curated record.
GCGCCGGCCGAGCGAUGCGCUCUGCCGCUCUGCUGAGCGGGUCUGUGCCGGUUCCGCGGGCCGCCGAGCGAGGGAUUUGCCCAGCAUGUCUUCCCUGACAGAGAAGGACAGACCAAUUGUUCAGCUCUUACUCAGUGCUGGCACUUGCCCACGAUGUGUUUUGAGGUUCUGCUGCGUGGGAUCACAGAUGCUCUACAGACUCCCACACCAGGAUCUGAUGAAGGAUUUGCAAGAAUUUCUGAAGAACAGCCAGGAAAAAGAAGACACAGUCUGUUUGGAUGUGGCUGACCCACCUUGUAAGAGAAUCAGGCUUGAACACAUCAGGGAAGAAGGUGCUGAUGAUCUGAACCUCAACGGGGCCAUCCCAGAGCUUCCCUUGGCUGCCAGUGGGAAUACUGCCACGGAGAGCUCGGCUGGGAAGGUUUGCAACGUGUGUUUGGGAAUUCUCCAGGAGUUCUGUGAGGCUGACUUUGUUAAACAGGUGUGCCAAAAAGUUAAUUCUGCUGACUACCAGUUCACCAGUUUUGUAUUUUCUGUGUCACUACCCCCACAGCUGUCUGUCAGAGAGCGUGCUGCUUGGCUGGGGGUGAAGCAGCAGAUGAGAAAUCUGGGCCUUCCCUUCGCAAAGGAUGACAUCGUUCAGCUGAAAGAAGCUUAUAAGUGGAUCAUUCAUCCCCAGCUGUCAGAAGAGUUGGGUGUUCCUGCUGAUGGAAAGAGUUUGUUUGAAGUUAGCGUGGUCUUUGCUCACCCAGAAACAGACGAAGAGUGCCAUUUCCUAGCCACAGCCUGCCCAGACUGUUUCAAACCAGCAAAGAACAAACAGUCUGUUUUCACCAGAAUGGCAGUUAUAAAAGCCCUGGAGAGGAUAAAAGAAGAAGAUUUUCUCAAGCAUUUUCCAUGUCCUCCAAGUUCACCAAAGAACCUCUGUGAUGCUCUGGAAAUUGAAUGCAAUAAUGGUGCAGUUUUUGUUGCUGGAAGAUACAACAAAUAUUCCAGGAAUUUACCUCAGACUCCCUGGAUUAUUGAUGGGGAGCGAAAGCUGGAAUCUUCAGUGGAAGAAUUAAUUUCAGAGCAUCUGAUGGCAAAAUUCAAGGCAGACAGCUUUAAUUUUAGUUCCUCUGGAAGAGAAGAUGUGGAUGUAAGGACACUAGGCAAUGGAAGGCCCUUUGCGAUGGAGCUGGUGAAUCCUCGCAGGAUCCAUUUCACCGCAGAGGAGAUGAAGAGGCUGCAGCAGGCAAUUAAUGAUUCUUCAGACAAAAUACAGGUUCGAGAUUUACAGCUUGUCACCAGAGAGGCAAUUGGUCGUAUGAAGGAAGGUGAGGAGGAGAAGACAAAGACCUACAGUGCCUUGAUAUGGACAGACAAAGCAAUACAGAGAGAAGACAUUGCGUUUCUAGAUGAUAUCAAGGAGUUAAAGCUGGACCAGAAGACCCCUCUGCGGGUGCUGCACCGGCGGCCCCUGGCCAUGCGCUGCCGGCUCAUCCACACCAUGAAAUCCGAGUACAUCGAUGAGCACCACUUCCGUCUGCACCUCAAGACUCAGGCAGGAACCUACAUUAAAGAGUUUGUACACGGAGACUUUGGGAGAACAAAGCCCAACAUUGGGUCCCUUCUGAACAGAACUGCUGACAUUCUGGAGCUGGAUGUAGAAUCUGUUGAUGUUGACUGGCCUCCAACCCUGGCUGAUUAACUUCUGGAGCUGGGAUGAGGAAGCAGCAGCUCCUUGGCAGCAGCUGGCGACCAGACACUGUGUAGGAUCUAUUACAGCCUGGGUGCCAAGGGUGUCCCUGGAACAUUGGGAUCAUGCUGAUCUGCCAAAGGAUACCCUUGGGCUCCACUUUACACACUCAGGACCAGGUAGUGUUGGUUCAAUCUCUAGCCUUACUUUUAUUCUGUACAUAAAAAGACUUCGGGGAGCCAGUGUAUAUAACCCUCCAUCAAGCCAGAUUUUAUUUUAAACUCUUUUUCUAUUGGAUACUACAGCUUUCCUUGUGUGAAUGCAGCUAACACUGAGUUACCUGAAACCGACUCCCAGCUUUUUCUGGGCAAUUCAUGCAUGGAAUCCCAAAAGUCAGGAAGACUGCAGCCAGCAGGACAGUGUCUGCAGCAAGUUUCCUGAGACACUGACUGCUUUUUGGUCAGUAGAGGUGAGCAGAUUUGUCUCUCAGAGUGCUUUUCAAAGGGGAAAAAAAAAGUUUUCAGAGGAAAACUUUGCACUUGAAACCAAGUUUUUCUCAUUUAAAAACAUUGGGGAUGCUUCCUAGAAACAAGAGUUGAGGCCUCAUCAGCCCUUUUGAGGAGCAGGAAUUCCCCAGUGAGUCACAAUAUACAAAAAGACUGGGAACUCCUGGCAGUAGGCAUGAUGGGAAUUUAAAGAAAAACAGAAAUACCAAGAAUGUCAACAUGCAGAGAAACAGAAGGUACCACAGGAUGCUGGUAUCAAGAGAGAGAGAGAUAAAAAGCAGUGAUUUAGCAGCAUAAUACAGUUUUUCAUGUACCUCCCCUUGAAUGGAUGCCUGGAAGAGUUGAACACAGCCUAGGAACUUGCCUGGAAUAGGGAAAAUCUGAGGCUUUCUUUAGUUAUUUUAAAUGUUCCCUACUAAGCACCACCAACAUCUUUAGGAAGUCAUUUUUUAUACCAGUAUCAUGUUAAUCCAUUAGGGAGGUGCUUCCCUGAAAUACAGAAGAGAGUUAAACUAUCAACAAAAAAAUAAGGUUUGGAAUUUCAGAGCUCUUUGUUAACAUUUUGGGGAUAAAGAGGGUAACAUUUGCCAAGACAAGCCACUGUCUGGGGACAGGGAGGAUGACUGGGAUGUCUUCCCUUAAAUUCAGUGAUGCUAGAAUAGCUCCAUGAGAGUUUGAGCUAGAGGCUCUAAAAAUGUUAAUACAUUUUUAAGGAGCUCCUUUAAGGCUCUGCCUGUGCUGGGCUGUCAGAACUUGUGUCUGUAAUGUAAGUAAUUCAGAAGCUACUGUUUUUCUAACACAAAAAUUUGAUUCAGACAGAAGUACUAUUUUUGGUUUUAAUAUUAAAGCUCUUAUGAGCAACAGAUUCCAUGAGUAGUUCUCAGAUAAUAAUCUGCAGCUAGGAAGGAAAUGUCAUUAAUGAUGGAAAACUAAAGAAACUGAAUUCAGAAAACAAAAGAGAAUUUCAUAUCUGUGUGAUUUCUUAAAACUCCAAGUGAGCUAAAAUAUUAUUUAUAAAUUCCAUAAUCUACAAGGGAUAGAAAAAAUGCAAACAAGAUUGUGUUCCCUGGACACGACAGGCAUGGGAAGAGCUGUUCCAAUGGGAAAUGGAGCCAGAAGGGGGAGAGGGAAAGGCCUGCUGCAGUAGUGCUAAGGACACACAAAGCUCUUCCCUCUGCAACUCCUGCUGCAUGUGGGGAUCCCAGGCAGAAUCCAGGAUAAACAAGGCCAUAAAGGUGACCCUCAGUGUGCAGGGUCUGAGCUCUUCUCUGGGCAAGGCAGAGAGCUCUUCCCAAAAUUAUCAGGCUAUUUAUUUCUACGGCAAAUCUGAAGUUUCCAAACGGGGGGGCGGGGGAGGGGGGAGGUGGAAGCUGAUAUGCAAAUAUCCCUGAGCUCUUGAGGCAGUUCCUGGGCACCAAUCACGGGCAAAAGUGAAACUGAGAAAUGUAAUCUGGGGGUCUGAACUUUGUUUCCAGUCCAGUUUCACAACCAUCAUGUACUGAAUAUUGCAGCAAUAAUAUUCACGUCAUACUUGGCUGAGUUUUCAGCUGAGUUUUAGGAGUAUUUUUGUGAGUGCUCAAACUGGGUUUUUUGUGAGAGCCAGAUUUCAUCUUCUAUUUCCCCAGCUGGACAUCUCUGAUGCCUCCCCCCCUGCAUUUUGGUUUUACAUCAGCUCAGCUGGGCCUGGAGAGAGCUGUACUGGCAGCACAGCUCAGCCAAAAGCAUCUGUGCCCCCUUCCCCUCUGCCUAAAAACCCAACAGCUCUGCCACAAAACCUGCUGAGGCAGAUCAGCCCUCACAUGCCUGAGGUUUUAUAGUGGCCACCAGCAACAAGGAGCAGAAAAUACCCCAAAAAACGCCAGGAUAAGCAACCAAGAACGUACCUUGUCCCUCUUCCCUGCCUUUCCCGUGGUGAGGGAUGUCACGAAGCUGAGGAGGUUGCAGAAGCUGAGCACUUGGUAUAACCAGUUUUUUUUUAAUUACCAAACCAACUCGUUUACAAAGGAAAACAGAACUUUGAAAAUAUUUAAUUAUACACUAAAAACAAAUUGUAUUACAAAGAGCUUUCUAUGAUGUGAGUAAAAUGUUUACAUUUAAUAUACUUAAAACUGAGAACUUCAAAAAAAAUGAAAGAACUGAAUAAACAACAUGAUUCAA